Messenger RNA from Phragmites australis (common reed), 3716 nucleotides. RefSeq names its product folate synthesis bifunctional protein, mitochondrial-like. Gene Ontology annotation, biological process: tetrahydrofolate biosynthetic process. The transcript is spliced from 3 exons. The coding region runs from base 446 to 2044 and encodes 532 amino acids. The record is from RefSeq and is a predicted model, not a curated record. Lineage: Eukaryota; Viridiplantae; Streptophyta; Magnoliopsida; Poales; Poaceae. Gene Ontology annotation, molecular function: 2-amino-4-hydroxy-6-hydroxymethyldihydropteridine diphosphokinase activity; dihydropteroate synthase activity.
AGUUAAAAAAGUUUGACCAAUAAAAAUUCUAAAAUGAAAUAUAUUUCGAGACGAAGAAAAUAUUGUAUUAAAGAUAUCCCGCCAAAAAAAAUACCGCAAUGGGCCACGCUUUUCCAGUACCCCUCCUCUCGUUCCGUUCCCCUCCCGGCCCGUGCAGCCUUCACAGCCUUCUCCUCCCGUUCCCCUCCCGUCAUCCCGUGCCUCUCUCUCUCUCUCUCUCGGCCCCUCUUUCCUGGCGGCGACGACUGGGCGAGCGGCGCCGCCCUUCGCCGGAUCUUCGUCGGACCCUUCGCCGGCGAUGAGCAUCCAUCAGGUUUGCCCAGGCUUCAUAUUUGUCCUUUAUCUGCUACUGAGCAGAUGUGAAGGAUUGAUGCUCCCGUGGAAGAUCCAACAAGGCUAUAAAUUGGUUUAAUCACUACCUUUCUUGAUUCUCGUAUGCUCAGCGAUGCCCCUCCACGCUAAGGAGUCACUUAGAAAGAUGUAUUCAGGUGCAAAGAGCUACUGUGGAGGACUAGUGCCAUCACAUUCAUUUUCAGUUUCUUAUCUUAGUCAUUCUCUGAGAUCCUCAAACAAAGCUUCCAGACAUGCUGUUCCAUUCAAGGCUCGUUCGUUUACGCAAUGUUCGUCUGGGGGCAGUUCUGCUGAUCAAGAGAUUGUUAUCGCUAUGGGAAGCAAUGUGGGGGAUAGAGUCAGUACAUUUGACAGGGCAUUGCAGCUGAUGAAAAGCACAUGCGUGAACAUCACUAGGCAUGCCUGCCUCUAUGAGACUGCCCCUGCUUAUGUGACCGAUCAGCCGCGGUUUCUUAACUCUGCCAUUCGGGGCACAACUAGGCUGGGACCUCACGAGUUGCUUAAGAGACUAAAGGAAAUCGAGAAGGAUAUAGGGCGCACUGGUGGAAUAAGGUAUGGCCCAAGACCAAUCGACUUAGACAUACUUCUAUAUGGUAACUCCAAGAUCAAUAGUGAGACUCUAAUUGUGCCGCAUGAACGCAUCCAUGAGAGGCCAUUUGUUUUAGCACCUCUUGUUGACCUCCUAGGUACAUCCACUGAUGAUGGUAUCGAAACAAGUUGGCACUCUCUCUCAAAGUGCAGUGGCGGGUUCUUUGAAUUAUGGAAUAAACUUGGGGGUGAAUCUAUGAUUGGAACAGAAGGUAUUAAAAGGGUAUUACCUAUUGGGAAUUGUCUGUUGGAUUGGUGUGAGAGAACCCUUGUCAUGGGGGUCCUUAAUCUGACACCAGAUAGCUUUAGUGAUGGAGGUAAAUUUCAACAAGUGGAAGCUGCCAUUUCUCAGGCCAAGUUAUUAAUCUCAGAAGGCGCAGAUAUCAUUGAUAUUGGUGCUCAAUCUACCAGGCCCUUUGCAAAGAGAUUAUCUCCAAACGAAGAGCUUGAGAGGUUGGUUCCUGUACUACAUGAGAUCACAAAAGUUCCCGAGAUGGAGGGCAAGUUGCUCUCAGUGGAUACAUUCUAUGCGGAAGUUGCCACUGAAGCUGUGAAAAGAGGAGUUCACAUGAUCAACGAUGUAUCCGGUGGACAGCUUGACCCAAGAAUUCUUAGAGUGGCAGCUGAACUGGGAGUUCCAUAUGUUACAAUGCACAUGAGGGGAGAUCCAUCAACUAUGCAGAGUGAGCAGAAUUUACAGUAUGGUGAUGUCUGCAAGGAAGUUGCUUCUGAGCUAUAUACACAGGUGAGAGAAGCAGAAUUAUCUGGGAUUCCGUUGUGGAGGAUAGUUCUUGAUCCUGGCAUUGGGUUCUCCAAGAAAUCCGGACAUAACCUUGAAGUAAUUAUGGGCUUGGAAUCCAUUAGGAGGGAAAUGGGUAAAAUGAGUAUAGGUGCUUCACAUGUGCCAUUAUUACUGGGACUCUCAAGGAAAAGAUUUUUGGGUGAAAUAUGCAAUCGUGCCAAUCCAGUUGAGAGAGAUGUUGCUACUGUUGCAGCUGUGACAGCUGGGAUUUUGAACGGAGCUAACAUAGUAAGGGUCCAUAAUGUUGGAUAUGGUGCAGAUGCUGCAAAGGUUUGUGAUGCAUUGCGUGAGGGCAGAAGAUGAUGGGAAAACUGAACUACCUGAUCAAAUAGAUACCAAACUCCAGUUUUGUACAAGAAAAUGGUGAUGUAGGAUAGCUACUCUGCUGCUAAAUGGGAUUAUCAUAUUACACCAUGGGUGGAUUAUCAUUGUUAUAAUAAACCAGGGAUGUUGUUUUGUCUUGUGUCAUCUCCUUUCUAAAAUCUUCAUUGAAGCAUGGAUUGAACUCAGAUGACUUGGAAAAGAGUAACCAAGGAACAAGGUUGCAAAAGCUGCUAGUAAGUUGCAGAUAGUUAUCCUUUUGGUCCUAUCUUAGAUAAUUUUUCAGGAACAUUUUUUUUCCAAUUUAACAACAUCAGAAGGAUUUUGACAUUUCAGAAUUUCAAAUUGUCGACAAGUAUGAUUUGUUUGUAUCUUUUCUACUUCAAAUACAUAUAUUGGAUAGAUUGGAGUUAUACCAGCUUCCCUGCUUCUCCCUGUAACUUCAUCAUUUGGACCUUUGUAUACCCAAUGAGGAAACGUCAUGUAUUGCAAGUGCCGUAUGACAUGCAAAGUCUCAAGGCUUGAUCUAUGAUUUACCUUGGUUCUGAGGGUUUUAUCAUCUAUUUAUGAAACCUACUUGUUUACUGAUAAAGAAUUGUCAGCACGUCUCAUAUAGAUUUGUUUUCGUUCUGAACUGCUGUUGAUUGUAUUUUUUUCUUUAAAGAAACUCCGUUGGUAUUUGGUGCCUCCUAGUCUUUGUUGUCUUUGUCCACUGCUGAAAUUUAAGAACUGAAACUGCCGGAUGAUUGAACCAUCACUAAGAUGGCUGUUGUCCAUGAUAUCAACUCAGUUUCUGAUGACUUCUUUCCUCUGUCUUUUAAUUUGGCUAGUUAGUGGAUUUUUCUAUAAAAUAUAUACUACAUUCACCCAAUUUUAUGCAACACAUUUGGGGAAAUACAAAAAGGAAAAAAAGAACGUUAAAGGAUGCCUGAUGAUGAGGCCUUAACAUAGCAAGUGCCGUAUGAUUCCUCGGCAAACGCCGAAGGGAGUGAUAUGACCAAUUGUCUCUGAGGGUAUAUCUCUGAUCUCAUAUGAAGUUACUUGUUUACCAUUUCUUUUUGUGACCCUGUUGUGUCAUGGCAUUCCAUUGCACUUGUUUCUCUUCGCACAAUUUGCAGGUCAAAGGUUUUGUUUUCGUUCCCUGAAGUGCAGUACUCAUCAGGAUGAACUGUCGGAAUUGAGUCGUAAUGUACAUUCCAAAUUCUUCAGGCCAGACAUGGAGAAGUGAAUUCACAUCAGACAACAAAGGACGAAUGUGGAAGUUGAGAUGGAACCGGCAACCAGCAUCCAAGAAUCUGAUUGUUCCUAUCUGACUUGUGUCGCAGUUUUGAUGAAGGCUCGCAAACGAAAGGGACAUAAAUCCUGAAUCAUUCCCUGAAUGAACUCUAAGUCCUUUCACGCUUUUGAAAUUAUGUUUUGGUGAUUAAUGUUAACAUGAUCAAUGAGACUAACAAGAUUUGCUAGUAUGCAAAUAUUUAUUCUUAUGUAUGUAGAAGAUGAACUUAGGGUUAUAAACAUCAUCAAGGUGAAAGAAGAGUUUCAUGAGGAUAUAAAAACAUAUUAUUUAGGCAAGUGAUUGUGGUGUUGAGAGCAUCACUUGUGUAUAUAUAUUUGUUUUUUCUUACCAUACUAAAAAGAGGAUUUGAGUUUAAUA